Molecule: messenger RNA, 829 nt
Organism: Gossypium arboreum
Lineage: Eukaryota; Viridiplantae; Streptophyta; Magnoliopsida; Malvales; Malvaceae
Exons: 3
Coding region: 95-568 (157 amino acids)
Molecular function (GO): fatty acyl-CoA hydrolase activity
Source: RefSeq, a predicted model, not a curated record
AAAGUUAUGCCUGUGUCACCUGUCCUUUCAAGAGCCAAACCAAAGGGCGUUAAUAAUAGAGAGUCAACAUAUUUUGGAUGCUGGGGGUCUGAAAAUGGAAGAAGAUGCUAUCCUACAAAAAUCCCUGAAAUGGUUGCGAGAUCUAUCUAAAGGAAACAUAAGCCACGAGCUGGAGGCACUCACUCUUGAAGGACUGCAGAUUGUCCAUGCCCAAAAGGGUUCCAUACGCUGCAAUUUCGUCGUUCCCACUCGUGCUUCAGAUCCAGAUGGGAAUUGGCAUGUUGGAGCCAUGGCCACGUUGAUUGACGACGUUGCUGCGACGGCAAUUUACUCCGUUGUCGACCAUGUCAAACUCUCCCUUGAUUUCAGCAUUUCAUUUUAUUCAACGGCCAAGAUUCAAGAAGAAGUGGAGAUAGAGGCAAAGGUGAUAGGGGAGAAGGGAAGUCUUACACAGGUGGUAGUGGAGGUUACAAGGAAAGGAAACAGAGAGCUAAUUGCUUUGGGUAAACAAUGGAUGGCCUCCGAUAAAAAAGGAAUGAAGCCAUCCCAAGUGAGUAGUAAGCUUUGAAACUUUACUUUGCUCUGUUUUCCUGAUGAACUGAUGCCACUGCCCAUUCUUCUAUGAAUACUGGUUUGGAAGGCUUUUUGCUCAUGUCAUCUCAGGGCAUUCGAAUACUACUCCCAGUUGAGUUGCUUUUUCUGGGUUUUGGUUUAAAUUGAUGAAAGCUUAACAUUUUCCUUUUAACUCGAAUUAAUAUUUAUGAAGAAUUGAAAGAGACACAUGGUUGCUGCUGGAUUUCUCAGAAGUUAAGUCUUUUUAUAUACAUAA